UAAGUAUCACUAUACAGCGUCUGCAAGGCUCGUGCACACGUUUAUUUUAAAAAAUAAACAAUAUGCACAUCCUGACGUGUCACGCUGUUCACGAGGGACGUCAACUUCCGGAAACCAUUUCCACUUUUACACUGUUUUCGUGUAAACAGUAAAUCGCGUUGCUUUUAGUUUAACGAACUUUAGCUUCGCGUUUUGUGGCUUCUGUUGAAAAAGACUUGCAUAGCCGUAUAUUGUGUCAAUCGUGUGUAUAUUGAAAAACGACAGUUAACUGUAAGGGUACCACACGCCUGGGUUUCCCUAACGCGAAUCUCCAAUUUACAGGGUGGAUAGUGAAAUAUAAAUAUUCACUAGAGAAGUGCUACCUAAUUGCCCAGUGAACUCGAAAUAUUAUUAAUGUUCAGGAGUUACGCGCUUCCUGAUUGGUCGGUGAAUUUGAAAACUUAUUAAUAUUAUGUUACCUGGCAACGUCCUCUUUUUCCGCCAGACCAAAUAUGGUAACCCUACCGUAAGAUAUCUUGCGUGAGCGUGAGUCUGUCACGCCAGAUGCGUCAAAGUUGUCAACCCUGUUAUUUGAACAAUACGAUCCGUACACAUCUAUGCUCUUCUUUACACAAACAUACUCAGAGUGCAUUCAUUGUGCUCUCACAAUGCACCUUUACAGUGUGAAUUUAAAUUAUUUUAAAGAUUUAAGGCAUUUACAUGCACAAUGAUUAAUCAAUGAUUGUUAUAAUUAUUACUGAUGAGACUUCUAAGCAUUUAUGUAAGUCACUCUAGCUAAGGGCGUCUGCCAAAUGCGGUAAAUGUAUUACAUUUUACUAUGUACAGUGUGUACAUGAGAUCUUACCUUUCGAUUGUCGGUUGUAAAUUGCAUGCCUAAAAAACGACAUAGAGGGGGACGCAUCAAAUGUCACUAGCUGACAUAAGCCCGGCUGUCUUAUACGUCGUGAUGACUAACAGGAUGGCAUAUAUGCACUCUUAGGCUCCUAUACAAUGCAUGAAAACUACCAAACUCAUCCUAAACCAGCCACUAUUAUGUUCACGCACCCAAAGUAACUAUGACCCGCAAAACCAAAUUCAAAACCACCCGGCUUGGCAACAUGAACCACUACUGCCAUCUAAUGGGUAAUCAGUAAAUUACUCUGCAGAUCUGCCCGCCUAUAUUCAAUCGGCUAAAAUGACUGGCGCAGUUUUGUGACGUCAAACGUGGCGACGAAGUGAAUCAAAAACUUGAAAUGUAUUUCUUGACAUAGAAAUAUAGUAAUAUCAUAUAUCAGGACUUGGUUUACUAUAUUGCUAACACUUAACUGUUAAUCUGAGUCUAGGAAGAAAUUCAUAUGCGUGUUUUUUUUGUUAAUGAUAGCUCGUUUCUUUGUAUGAAGUGUCACACGAGUGCGUCGAUUUCAUAGUACCACCAGCUGCUUUUGUUUUUUAUUUUUCACAACUGUAAAAUAAUCCAGGUCACAAUGAGUUUAGCUUUCAGCAGAGAACCCCGCAUGACAGCGGGGAAUCGAAUGUCGAAAUUAUUGGAUGCCGAGGAAGAAGAUGAAUUUUACAAAACCACCUACGGUGGAUUCAACGAUGAAUCUGGAGAUGACGAGUACAAGGGCGAUCAGUCCGACACGGAGGAUGAGGUGGACAGUGAUUUCGACAUUGACGAGGGUGACGAGCCGGACAGCGACCAGGAGGAUGACGAGCCCCGCAGGAAAAGGCGUGUUGUCACCAAGGCUUACAGGGAGCCCAUGAACAUAGUGAAGCCCAGACCCAAGAAGACAUCAGAACUGCCCAGAAGGGUUGAGAAGGUCAAGGUGGACACACUUGUCCCACUGGAUUCGCUUGAGGACAUUGGCGAGAAUCGGAAGUCUGUCCGCCAGUCGACCACGGAGCACACCCGGAUGACGUAUCUGCGGCUGCAGGAGAGACAGGUGGCCCCUCGCCGUCGCAAGGGGGCCCAUCACGACCGGCCGCUCACGCAGGAGGAGCUGCUAGCUGAGGCCAAGGUCACCGCCGAGAUUAACCUCCGAUCUCUAGAGAACUACGAGCGCCUGGUGGCGGACAAGAAGAAGCAGGUGCACAAACGGCGGCCGUUUGAGGGCCCCACCAUCCGCUACCACUCAGUGCUCAUGCCCCUGGUGUCAGACGCCAGCCUGAAGGAGGAAAACGUGGACGUGGAAGGGUUGGACCAAGACACCCCCCAGCCCCCGGCUGCUUUGACUCAGACUCCUUGUGAAGGGACAGUUUCAACCUCCCAGCAGCCACCAGGGGGCCAGUGCGCACGCACCUUCAUCACCUUCAGCGAUGACGAGGCCUUCGAGUCGGUGUUCCCGAGGUCGCGGGGGCCCCGUCCUCCAGUACGAGAGAUCUGCCCCGUCACCCACAAGCCCGCGCUCUACCGGGACCCCAUCACCGACAUCCCCUACGCCAACACCCGCGCCUUCAAGAUCAUCCGCGAGGCCUACAAGAAAUAUGUGGCGGCUCACGGCCUGCCGAAUACCUCGGGGGGCUUUUCGGGGGAUUCAGCGUCCCGGGGCGCCCGGCAGAAGAUAGUCAUCAAGCAGACCAUGUCGGCCACAUAAGCCAGACCUCGGGCUACACUCCUUAUACCUCAGGACUCACGGUUUUACUUUUCCUGGCUGUUUGGAAACAGGUCUUUUGUUGUCUAGCCAAUAAGAACAGACAUUUAAAUGAAGUGGCUUGCGAUUGGUGUAAUGUCAUUAGCCACAAUGGGGCGGCGUUUCACUCCUGGUUCACUCUGAUACCUUCAGAGUAAGGCCCUCUCAGUUGUUUUUUUUUCCCUCGUUCAUUUUUUCCUGUCCCCGAAGAUGCGGGUUGAUGCAUGUCAGCCUGUUUUUCGAUGCUUUUGCAAAGUUUUUGUUCUAGUUUCUUUGCUACAUUAAUUUUUUUAUCUGGUUUCUGUGAUUAAGAAUUGUGCUUUAAGAUGUAAUGAAAGUUUGCUGCAAUGAAAGGCUAAGAUUUUGUAACCUGACCUGACUAUUAAAUAGUUGAUAAAAUAAAAAUGGCUUUUAAAUUA
Messenger RNA from Paramormyrops kingsleyae, 3028 nucleotides. RefSeq names its product vacuolar protein sorting 72 homolog b (gene vps72b). The record is from RefSeq and is a predicted model, not a curated record. NCBI's taxonomy places the organism in Eukaryota, Metazoa, Chordata, Actinopteri, Osteoglossiformes, Mormyridae. Gene Ontology annotation, cellular component: nucleus.